CCGCUAACAAUCUCUCUUUUCGAGAACUUUGUUGUGAGAAUUUAAAAAUAUUCUAUGAACGGUAAUGCCAAACUCGCUACGUAGUGCUUAAUAGGGGACACAUAUAGUAGAAAGACUAAUGCUGCUUGUAGUGUACUUCCUAUGACACCUGUAGUCCCCAGAAGGGCACACAUUUGGCUUUAAUAGGUAACAUUCCACACUUGUCUGUUCACACGGCCUCCCAUGGGACAGAACAUCUUUAAGUUAUAAAAUCCAGUUGAAAUGACAUCUGUAAUCACCAGAAGGGCACACAUUUGGGAUUUAUUGGGUAGCAUUCUACAUUUAUCGGUUCACAAGGCCUCCCAUGAGAGAGAGAACAUCUUUAAGUUAGAAAAUCCUGUUAAAAUUAAAAUUUCAUCGCAUAUAGUAGGAGUUGACUUUUCUUUUUCACUCCUUAAUGAGUAUUAUCCUUCGACGAUAGUUUGCUAUUACGAAAGAAUCCUAAAAUCUUCACUCCUAUUCUGCAUUUCGAUUACGUAUACGCAUUCUGUUACGUAACGGUCGAAAAAAGGUAUUCCAACAAAAAACUGAUUCGUAAGAAAAAGAAGAAGCAAUUCCAUUUCGUUUCAAUGCUUUACGAACCUGUGUAUUCUGCGUUACGAUCGUACCUACGUUUUUGUAAGAUGUUGUUUAUGUGGCGGAGAGUCGAAUCGAAAUGCAGAAUACCAAAGUUGACAAACGGAGAAAAUUUCGAUUCGAAUUCAAAUGCAGAAUAGCGACCCUUAGCUUCAUUAUACGAUUAGUUCGAAGAUAUCUAACAAAAACAAACUGAUGUUAUCUAUGUUAUAUCGUCGGUUGAAAUGAACCCGUUCAGUUUCUGCUAGAUUUAUAGCGAUUCCUUUAAACUUUGUUCAUGUUGAGAAUCAUGACUAAUCGUGCAAAUCAAUGAUUGUAACAAUCGAAUGUUCUCUGAAAGCACAUAAUUUGUUAUUGUUUUUGUAAUAUUCCAACAACAUUGACAACAUUGUAUUCCUUAACUUUAGUAUCCUAGCAACUUGUACUUAAAUUUAAUUAAAAAAUGGCCACAACAAGUGGCUAAUAUACUAACAUACUAAACAUUCUAGCGAAAAUAAAUAAGAUUUAAACCUUUAACCAAAAAAUGGAAACCAUAGAACCAUUCAGUUUAUUGUGGGAGGAUAAAGAAAUCAAAUUUGAUACCGCCCAUGUUCAAAAACGUCUACGUAAUGGUGAAAAAGUAUUAUCCACUAUUUAUUAUAUUGAGGAUACUAAAGGAAAUCCCGGAGAUUCGGGACGUUUAUUGGCAACAAAUUUGCGUUUGAUUUGGUAUUCUUUGGUCCAUAAAAAGUUUAAUCUUUCCAUUGGUUAUGGUCGUAUUGCCAAUAUGAAUACCAAAACUGUAACGAAUAAAAGCCGAGGAAAUUGUUUGGCUUUAUAUAUUUUAGCUAUAGGAGGCAGCACAAGAUUUGAGUUUCUUUUUACGGACGUAUCAGGGGAAACGGAGCGAAAACAUAAACCUAUAUUCCAAAGUGUUUUCGAUAUAUAUCACUUAUAUCAACGCACCUAUUUGUAUCGCGAUUUAAAGUUACGUGGUGCCAUUUUACAAUCGGGUCAAUUGAUUAUUUUACCCCAAGAACAGGUAUUCAAUAAAGUCGAAGGUGUUUGGAAUCUAUCAAGUGAUCAAGGUAAUUUAGGUUGUUUUGUGGUCAGCAAUAUACGUAUCGUUUGGUAUGCUGAUGCCAAUGAGACUUUCAAUAUAAGUUUACCCUAUAUGCAAAUAGCUAAUAUACGCAUACGAGAAUCUAAAUAUGGUCCAGCUUUAGUAAUACAAACCGCUGAAACCGGUGGUGGUUAUGUUUUAGGUUUUCGCAUUGAUCCUCCCGAACGUUUAACGGAAAUUUUCCAAGAACUUAUUUCUUUACAUUCGGUUUUUACGGAAAAUCCUAAUUUUGGUAUUGCCUAUGAAAGUUCAGAAUUGGAAAAACAAAAUGUCUCGGCAAAUGCUCAACGUAAAGAGAUACGCAUUGAGGAAUUUCAAGAGAUCGAUGAACGUCAGGAGAAAGAAAUCAAUUCUAAAUUAAAUACUUAUUUGGCAGAGGGUAGUUUGUCGGUGGGUGAGGAGAAACCACCGCGUGAACCGGUCUAUUGUAAGGAAUUGGGUUUUGCUAUGGAACGUAUACGUGAUGGUUAUAAGCUGAAAGAUUUAUGGGAUGUUUUGCCGCAGCAAAUGAUAUUGGUGGAAGAGGAAUGAAUGAUUUAUUAAAGAAGA
Molecule: messenger RNA, 2266 nt
Organism: Lucilia cuprina (Australian sheep blowfly)
Lineage: Eukaryota; Metazoa; Arthropoda; Insecta; Diptera; Calliphoridae
Gene: BBS5
Product: Bardet-Biedl syndrome 5 protein homolog
Exons: 5
Coding region: 1139-2248 (369 amino acids)
Biological process (GO): cilium assembly; intracellular transport
Cellular component (GO): ciliary basal body; BBSome
Molecular function (GO): phosphatidylinositol-3-phosphate binding
Source: RefSeq, a predicted model, not a curated record